AUGGUCAAAUCAAGUACACCCAUUUGGGUUCUCCUAUUUUCAUUCUUAUUUGGAUUCGAGAAGCCUCGAUUUUUACUUGUGGCGAUCAUUGGUUUGAUGGUAGCAGGCGUUGUAUUGACUGUGGAGGGUGAAACUAAGUUUGAUAUGCUGGGAUUUACACUUGUGUUUGUAGCCUCCAUUGUAUCUGGACUGCGAUGGAGUAUGACACAAUUGCUAUUGAAGCAUGAAAAUAUGGGGAUCGGAAAUCCCAUUGCAACUCUGUAUUACCUCAGCCCUGUCAUGUUUAUCACCAUGCUUACCUUGAGCUUGAUCUUUGAAAAUCCCUUGCACCAAUUUCAACAUUCGAAGCAUUUUGAUACCUUUUCUCAUAUCAUGGAAUCCUUUGGCUUAAUGUCCAUUGGUGGUUUUCUUGCUUUGGCCAUGACGCUGGCUGAGUUAUACCUGAUCAAGAGCACAAAUACAAUCACACUCAGUGUAGCGGGUAUUAGUAAGGAGAUUGUGAUUAUCAUUUUGGCUGUCUUGAUCUAUGGUGACGUCUUGACUACCAAAAAUCUAUUAGGUUUACUAGUGUCGAUCAUUGGUAUUAUUUCCUACAAUUAUUACAAGCUUUCAAAGGAGGACUCAAAUGAAAAGGGACAAUACCAAAUGAUUCCAUUACAUAAUUCCUCUGUUCCGUCGCGAAAUUUAGAUGAUUGA
Molecule: messenger RNA, 696 nt
Organism: Mucor mucedo
Lineage: Eukaryota; Fungi; Mucoromycota; Mucoromycetes; Mucorales; Mucoraceae
Product: triose-phosphate transporter family-domain-containing protein
Exons: 3
Coding region: 1-696 (231 amino acids)
Biological process (GO): UDP-glucose transmembrane transport
Cellular component (GO): endoplasmic reticulum-Golgi intermediate compartment; Golgi apparatus; cis-Golgi network
Molecular function (GO): antiporter activity
Source: RefSeq, a predicted model, not a curated record